This is a messenger RNA of Momordica charantia (bitter melon), 3919 nucleotides long. Its product is annotated as Leucine-rich receptor-like protein kinase family protein. Lineage: Eukaryota; Viridiplantae; Streptophyta; Magnoliopsida; Cucurbitales; Cucurbitaceae. Gene Ontology annotation, biological process: protein phosphorylation. Gene Ontology annotation, molecular function: protein binding; protein kinase activity; ATP binding. The record is from RefSeq and is a predicted model, not a curated record.
CACAAUUUUUUGGCUAAAACAAAACACUCUCUUCUUCACUUCCGCGUCUUCUCUGCUCUGCAUUUUUGUGCGCCACUGUGCCUUUUCUGGCCCCCUCUCCCCUCUGCGUCCCCACAUUAUACGCUCUCCUCCUCCCCCAACGUCUCUUUCUCUCGAUUUUCUUAUUCCUCCCUCCAUUCUUUGAUUCCUGUAAUGUAAUGCUGAUGUAAUGCUGUGUUAGCCUUCGCUUUCCAUGGCUAUGGAGCUUCUUCUCGUGGUUCUUGCGCUGCUCUGUGGCCCCUUUUCGUCCUCCGCCGACACCACCGCCCAAACCCUAGCAGAGAUUCAGGCGUUGAUGUCGUUUAAACUUAACCUUCACGAUCCUCUCUCUGCAUUGGGCGGAUGGGAUUCUUCCACGCCAUUGGCGCCCUGUGACUGGCGGGGUGUUGUCUGCACCGCUAAUCGGGUCACCGAACUCCGAUUGCCUCGUCUUCAACUCGCCGGUCGUUUGUCCGAUCAGUUGGCCAACCUGCGGAUGCUGCGCAAGUUGAGUAUCCGCUCCAAUCUAUUCAACGGAACUAUUCCCUCUUCUCUCUCCAAAUGCUCGUUACUUCGUGCUGUUUUCUUGCAGUACAACUCGUUUUCCGGUGCCCUGCCGGCGGAGUUUGGUAACUUGACGAAUCUUCAUAUUCUCAACGUGGCGGAGAAUCGUCUCUCUGGUGUCAUCUCCGGCGACCUACCGCGGAGCUUGAAGUAUCUUGAUCUCUCGUCGAACGGAUUCUUCGGGCAGAUUCCGAGGAGCGUUGUGAACAUGACGAACCUUCAGGUCGUCAACCUCUCGUUCAACAGGUUCGGCGGAGAGAUUCCGGCGAGCUUCGGGGAGCUUCAAGAGCUCCAACACCUCUGGCUCGACAACAAUGUUCUGGAAGGGACAUUGCCUUCUGCUAUUGCUAAUUGUUCGUCGCUCGUUCACUUGAGCGCCGGAGGGAAUGCGCUCCAAGGCGUAAUCCCGGCCGCCAUUGGAGCGCUUCCGAAUCUCCAAGUCAUCUCGCUUUCGCAGAAUAGCCUCUCUGGAUCAGUUCCUUACUCCAUGUUCUGCAACGUCUCGACGCAUGCGCCGUCGCUUCGUAUCGUUCAACUUGGAUUUAAUGCGUUCACGGACAUCGUGAAGCCUCAGAUAGCGACAUGUUUUAGUGCUCUGCAGGUCCUGGACAUCCAGCACAAUCAGAUAAGGGGAGAGUUUCCUUUGUGGUUAACGCGGAUUACGACUUUGACAGUCCUGGAUUUUUCAGUCAAUGAUUUAUCUGGCGAGAUCCCACCCGGGAUUGGGAAUCUUUUGGGACUGCAAGAACUCAGAAUCGCGAAUAAUUCGUUUUACGGGGCGAUUCCCGUAGAAAUCAAGAACUGCGCCUCGCUUUCUGUUAUUGAUUUCGAAGAGAAUCGCUUCACGGGGGAGCUUCCGACGUUUUUGGGCUAUAUGAGAGGUCUGAAACGAUUGUCUCUCGGAGGAAAUCGUUUUUCCGGCGCGGUUCCGGUUAGUCUGGGCAAUCUUUUGGAGCUUGAAAUCUUGAAUUUGGCGGACAACGGCUUGAACGGAACCCUUCCGCUGGAACUAAUGGGACUCGGGAAUUUAACGGCAAUGGAACUCGGUGGGAACAAAUUUUCUGGGGAAAUUCCAACUGGUAUUGGGAACCUCAGUCGCCUGGAGAUUUUGAAUCUGAGUGCAAAUAGUCUUUCUGGGAGGAUUCCGUCCAGUCUUGGCAAUCUGUUCAAGCUAACAACUCUGGACUUGAGCAAACAGAAUCUCUCUGGGGAGUUGCCAUUUGAGCUUUCUGGUUUGCCUAAUUUGCAGGUUAUUGCUCUACAGGAGAAUGAGCUGUCUGGGAAUGUUCCUGAAGGGUUUAGUAGUUUGGUGGGUUUGCGGUAUUUGAAUCUGAGCUCGAACGGCUUUUCCGGCCAAAUCCCUGCAAAUUACGAGUUUCUUCGAUUACUAGUUUCUCUGUCACUGUCAAAUAAUCGUAUCUCCGGGUCGAUUCCUUCAGAGCUGGGAAACUGCUCUGAUCUUGAAAAUUUGGAGGUCCGUUCAAAUACUCUAUCAGGGCAUAUUCCGGCGGAUCUUUCUCGCUUAUCUCAGCUGCAAGAGCUUGAUUUGGGUAGGAAUAAAUUAACUGGGGAAAUACCUGAAGAGAUCUCUCGUUGCUCGUCUUUGGAGUCGCUCCUUCUGGACUCGAAUCAUCUUUCCGGUAGCAUACCGAAGUCGUUGUCGGAACUCUUGAACUUAACCACGCUUGACCUCUCUUCCAACAAUUUGAGUGGUGUGAUUCCCGCUAAUCUUAGCUCCAUUGCUGGAUUGGUGAGCUUAAACGUCUCGAGUAAUGAUCUCGAAGGCGAAAUCCCACCCCCUUUAGGCUCUAGAUUCAACAACUCAUCGGUGUUUGCUAAUAAUUCUGGUCUAUGUGGGGAACCACUGGCUCGGAAUUGUAAGGACACAGAGAAAAAAGAUAGAACGAAGAGGUUGAUACUAUUGAUUGCUGUUGCUGCCAGUGGAGCUUGCCUCUUGACUUUGUGUUGCUGCUUCUACAUUUUCAGCCUGUUAAGAUGGCGGAAGAGGCUCAAAGAGAGGGCGUCAGGGGAGAAGAAAACGAGUCCAGCUAGAGUGAGCUCCGCCGCAAGUGGUGGGCGUGGAAGCACUGAAAAUGGAGGGCCAAAGCUGGUGAUGUUCAACAACAAGAUUACUCUAGCCGAAACAAUCGAGGCCACGAGGCAAUUCGGCGAGGAAAAUGUUCUGAGCCGAACCCGAUACGGGUUGGUUUUCAAGGCUUGUUACAACGACGGUAUGGUGCUCUCAAUCCGCCGCCUCUCAAAUGGAUCAUUGGACGAAAACAUGUUCAGAAAAGAAGCUGAAUCACUGGGAAAAGUUAGGCACCGCAACUUGACUGUUCUUCGUGGCUACUACGCAGGCCCUCCUGAUAUGCGCCUGCUUGUUUACGACUACAUGCCUAAUGGAAACCUUGCCACUCUCCUUCAGGAGGCAUCUCACCAAGAUGGUCAUGUCCUAAAUUGGCCAAUGCGGCAUCUAAUUGCUCUUGGAAUCGCCCGUGGCCUUGCCUUUCUCCAUUCCUCCUCCAUUAUCCAUGGAGAUGUCAAGCCACAAAGCGUUCUAUUCGACGCCGAUUUCGAAGCUCAUUUGUCCGAUUUCGGGCUGGACCGUCUGACAGUCGUCACGUCGGCUGAAGCAUCCACCUCAACCUUGGUGGGAACAUUGGGCUACAUUGCACCAGAGGCAGUGCUAACAGGGGAAGCCACCAAGGAAUCAGAUGUCUACAGCUUUGGCAUAGUGUUGCUAGAGAUUCUAACGGGGAAGAAACCGGUGAUGUUCACAGAAGAUGAAGACAUUGUCAAGUGGGUGAAAAAGCAAUUGCAAAGAGGCCAAGUUACAGAGCUCCUAGAACCAGGCUUGCUUGAGCUGGAUCCUGAAUCAUCAGAGUGGGAAGAGUUCUUGCUGGGCGUGAAAGUUGGAUUGCUCUGCACUGCACCCGACCCCCGUGAUCGGCCGACCAUGUCCGAUAUCGUUUUCAUGCUCGAAGGCUGCCGAGUCGGGCCGGACAUCCCCUCCUCCGCCGACCCCACCUCCCAACCCUCGCCGGCAUAACCCCCCACCCCACCCCAUUUUUACCCAACUUGGAAUUUUUAACCGUAACUGAUUUGAAUGUAAUUUCAUUUUCCAUUGUCAAAAAGUUCUUUCUUUCUUUUGUUUUUUAUCAGUUCCUUUUUUGGGGCUUCCAUGAUUGUGUUGUUAUGAUUGAUUCCCCGGCCUCGGAGAAAAAUGGGGUAAAGCAAGCGCCGGGACUUGAAAAAAGAAACCCCGAAAACCAAAAACAAACAGUCAACGAUUUGGACAGGCGGGAGGGUAUCGUAAUCGUAUCAGUUUUGGACGAAA